Messenger RNA from Benincasa hispida (wax gourd), 474 nucleotides. Lineage: Eukaryota; Viridiplantae; Streptophyta; Magnoliopsida; Cucurbitales; Cucurbitaceae. The record is from RefSeq and is a predicted model, not a curated record.
AUGUCUGUAGGUGAACCCCUUCUUUUAGGUGGUUAUCUGUGUGGAGGUAGUGAUGGUACUGAUUACUUGGACUCUGCUUGGGGUCUGGAACAACCCUGUGCAGGGAGUGCGGUGGUUUCUUUUAAUGACCCUUCACAUAAGACUUUAGAAGUCUCUGAGCAUUCUUCUGGGUUCUACUAUGUGUCGUAUCGGACUUGUGAGUAUUCUGACUAUAACAAUUCCGAUGAACAGUCACUCACUUUUGACAGUUAUAGGAUUCCAGAAGAUGAUCUAGAAUUGGGUCAAUCACGUUUAUUAGAAGUGGACAAUAGAGUGGUUCUACCAGCCAAAACUCAUCUACGUAUUAUUAUAACACCUGUUGAUGUACCUCAUAGUUGGGCUAUACCUUCCUUAGGUGUCAAAUGUGAUGUUGUACCUGGUCGUUUAAAUCAGAUCUCCAUUUUGGAGAAGCGCCCUCGAUCAAACAAACUGUGA